AGACCGGGGCGAACUAAUCACGGAAUGACGCUGUGCUCGGUUUCUCUGUCAUAUAUCCAUAAGGACAAACCGCAUCCGAAUCUCACGUGUGCAACCCCGGAGGGUGACAGUGGUGCCACACAACCGGAUAACAGGCGGUUAUCAAAAUUGGAGCUGCAGCAAGAGAUAAACGUGGCACGGGGAUUUUUGUCCGAGGACUCAUUUGAGAGGAAUACCUACAGAGCCUCGGAAUAGGAGGGUAUUACGUGGUGGACUGCACCGGGCCGCAAUGUCAAUCUUGCCCUCUUUCGGCUUUACGCAGGAGCAGGUCGCGUGCGUCUGCGAGGUGCUGCAGCAGGGUGGAAACCUGGAGAGGCUCGGACGUUUCCUUUGGUCCCUGCCAGCCUGUGACCACCUCCACAAGAACGAAUCCGUGCUGAAAGCGAAGGCCUUGGUGGCCUUCCAUCGGGGAAACUUCCGUGAGUUCUACAAGAUCCUGGAGAGCCACCAGUUCUCCGCGCACAACCACCCGAAGCUGCAGCAGCUGUGGCUGAAGGCGCACUACGUGGAGGCGGAAAAGUUGCGGGGCCGCCCGCUAGGCGCUGUGGGCAAAUACCGCGUGCGCAGGAAAUUUCCUUUGCCCCGUACGAUCUGGGACGGUGAGGAGACCAGUUACUGCUUUAAGGAGAAGUCGCGGGGCGUGCUGCGUGAAUGGUACACGCACAACCCCUAUCCAUCUCCACGGGAAAAGCGGGAGCUGGCGGAGGCAACGGGACUGACCACCACACAGGUCAGCAACUGGUUUAAAAACAGGAGGCAGAGAGACCGAGCAGCUGAGACAAAAGAGAGAGAAAACAGCGAGAACAACGGCGUUGGCGGUAAGCAGAGCCAGCGGUCUCCGCUCGACGGAGUGAAGACGCUCAUGUCCAGCUCGGAGGAUGAGUUCUCUCCGCCGCAGAGCCCCGAGCACAACUCCGUGCUUCUACUGCAGGGGAACAUGAACACUCCCGGGGCUUCCGCAUACCCAAUGCCCGGCCUCGGUGCACAGCACUCGGUGCAUAGCAUGCAAGGACAUCCGCAUCAGAUGCAGGAUUCACUGUUGGGAUCUCUAACAUCCAGCCUUGUGGAUUUAGGAUCUUAGGACGUCUCGUUCAUAUUUUAAGCGACAAGACUUAAAACCAUAAAUAACCAAUAUUUACAGCGUUACCGCAUAUUCUCAUGACGCACAGGACGUUUGCUGAAAUAAACUAUUCUUUUGCAAGCGAUUAGGAAAAGGGAGAAAACCAAAAGAGCUUCUCUGCGUUUUGGGAAUUUUGAGUAUACUGGACAAGUGCGUAAAAUUUGUAAAACCAAUGAGGCCAAUAUUUAAGAAUAUUCACAGUAUUGUUGGAUACAUAAACCUUUAAUAAUUUAUGAUGUUUUACUCAAAGAUUAAUUUAUAGAAAUUGUUCUGUAUUGGACAGUACGAAUAGCAGGGAUUUUUAAUGAGAAAAUCAGUGGCUUCAAACAUCUUAAACUAAACUCUAUUGAUGUGGAAACUUUGUUUCGUUCUUUUUUAUUUCGUUUAAAUAUUGCACUACAUUUUAUUUGUAGUUUUCAAAACAGGCUCUCCAACAUUUCUUAUCACACACUGUCCACAUUUUAAGUCAAGUCAACGUUUUGAUCAUUUGUCUUUGACUUGGAAAAGCCUGUUAAUCAAAAUAAAGAAAAUCAGGAAACUAUACAAUAAAUAAACACAAAGGCUCAAAAUAAUAAAAAUAUGUCAACCCACGUGACACGUCCGAGCCGGAAGAGGGCAUGAGCGCGUGAAAAAUGAGAACGCCUGAAACAUCAACAAGAAAAAUUGGCGCUUUUGCAGAGGGCAGAGAGACGCCAAGAGGCGUUUAACUUUUUGACCGUUAUUCAGUAAAACAAAAAUGAAAAAAGGUUAAAAAAAAAAACGGGCACACUGAGUCACUUUAAGCCUUGUAACAUUAAGUUUGAUAAACAUUUAUUAGUUCAUUACGCUGUCGGACUUAACAAAAAUUAGAGAGAAUGGAGACAGAGGGAGAAAGGGGGAGUAUUGCUCAUUUUGUGUUUGUUCUGUCAGUUCUGGGCCACUGAAAAUUGACACGAUUCGCAAGAGCGGCUCUAAAGACCCUCCACCCAAAACGCCUCGUUCACCAAAAACCACUUCAAAACAUUGUCAACCCCAUUUGAAACAAUCGUGAACUUUUGUUUCUUUCUUAGUAACAACUCCAGACACGGACAACAACUGAAAUUUCAAACAA
Molecule: messenger RNA, 2249 nt
Organism: Sinocyclocheilus anshuiensis
Lineage: Eukaryota; Metazoa; Chordata; Actinopteri; Cypriniformes; Cyprinidae
Product: homeobox protein six1a-like
Exons: 2
Coding region: 269-1120 (283 amino acids)
Biological process (GO): regulation of transcription by RNA polymerase II; regulation of skeletal muscle cell proliferation; skeletal muscle fiber development
Cellular component (GO): transcription regulator complex; nucleus
Molecular function (GO): DNA-binding transcription factor activity, RNA polymerase II-specific; RNA polymerase II cis-regulatory region sequence-specific DNA binding
Source: RefSeq, a predicted model, not a curated record